AUGUCUCAACCACCCCGCGUUACAGUUGAGAACCUCCCAGACCUCCUUAAGGAUGAUACCAAGGUAAAAUUGGCAGGAGUAGACGUCGAUGGAAUGCUACGAGGGAAGAUCGUGUCCAAGAAGAAGUUCCUCUCCAUAGCCAAAGAAGGUUUCGGGUUUUGUAGUGUCAUCUUCGGUUGGGAUAUGCACGAUAGGACCUAUGGAAAAGAACUCAAGAUUAGCAACAAGCAGAAUGGUUAUCGCGACUUGAUAGCCGUGCCCGAUCUAAAUAGCUUCCGGCGCAUUCCCUGGGAAGACAACGUUCCUUUCUUCCUAGUUAGCUUCUUCGAUGACGACGCAACUCCUGUAUGCGCCGAUCCACGCGGGCUGCUUAGAACUACCGUAGAAAAGCUCGAAAAGAAGGGUUACAAUGCCAUGGCAGGAGCCGAAAUCGAGUUUUUCCAAUUCAAGAUACCUUCUUCGAAUUCCUCCACCACAGACUCGCCCUCUCCCUCCGUCGCUUCGUUUCUUAACAGCAACCCGCCACACGCGCUGCCCCCCCUAACCGAGGGUAUGUUCGGAUAUAGCAUUACGCGGCCGACGCUCAAUAAGUCUUACUAUCACGGGGUAUACGAUGCGUGUGCCAAGUUUAGGUGCGACUUAGAAGGUUGGCAUACCGAAAGCGGACCUGGGGUCUACGAGGCGGCAUUGGAAUUUGGACAAAUCUCAGAGACGGCUGAUCGGGCAUCCCUCUUCAAGUAUGUCGUUAGGUCAGUUGCGAGCGAAUACGGAAUUACACCAUGUUUCAUGGCGAAACCUCAGCACGGUCUGCCAGGGAACAGCGGGCAUACCCAUGUGUCUGUCGUAGAUAAGGACGGCAAGAACCUAUUCUUCCGCGAGGAGAAGGAUGAGAAUCCAAAGUACCCUGACAUUGCCCAUCUCAGCGAUCUCGGGAGGCAUUUUCUUGCUGGCAUCCUGGAUGGCUUACCUGAUAUAAUGCCGAUGCUUGCGCCUACCAUAAAUAGCUAUAAGCGGUUGGUUGAGAAUUUCUGGGCCCCCGUGACCGUCUCGUGGGGCCUGGAACACCGUGCUGCAUCUGUCAGACUCAUCGCGCCUCCUACUUCUAAGCCUGGGGCAACGCGAUUCGAGGUUCGUGUACCAGGUGCCGAUGCGAACCCUUACUUUGUCAUGUCGGCUAUCCUAGCUCUCGGCUGGCGCGGUGUGGAGAAGAAACUCGAGAUCCCGAUUCCUCCUCUCGGCAAGGGUCAGGAUGUGGGGGACCUGUCCGAUCAGGGUACUCGCCUCGCGAGAAACUUAAGGGAAGCUACUGAUAGGUUUAUGAGCCAAAAUAGCAUCGCUCGCGAAGUUUUCGGUGACGACUUUGUAGAUCACUUUGGAGGUACGAGGGAAAACGAGAUACGACUUUGGGAUGAGGCAGUAACGGAUUGGGAACUGAAACGAUAUAUUGAGACGGUAUGA
Molecule: messenger RNA, 1458 nt
Organism: Daldinia childiae
Lineage: Eukaryota; Fungi; Ascomycota; Sordariomycetes; Xylariales; Hypoxylaceae
Product: Type-1 glutamine synthetase 2
Exons: 2
Coding region: 1-1458 (485 amino acids)
Molecular function (GO): glutamine synthetase activity
Source: RefSeq, a predicted model, not a curated record